This is a messenger RNA of Chara braunii, 3929 nucleotides long. The record is from the annotation of a GenBank genome assembly. NCBI's taxonomy places the organism in Eukaryota, Viridiplantae, Streptophyta, Charophyceae, Charales, Characeae.
GAGCCCCUCCCCGGGUUUCCUCACAACGUCACAGUGCCACAUCAGCAGUGCCCCGCCAUCAUGACGGGCACAGCUCUGGGCAUGCCAAGCCAACUGGCCAACGAGUCUCUUGCCGACUACAAACAGCGGUUCCAGGCUCAGCUCGCUCUGAUCGAGGCUGAGGAACAGCGCCAGCUGGUAGCCGAGGCUGCCCGCCUACAGGCUGAAGCAGCGACAACAACUGAGAAGCAGCGGCUACAGACCGAAGCAGACGCAGAUAGCCAGGCACGCCACAAGGAGGCCCAGGAUCUGCUGCAGCGGCAUGAAGCUGCCAGCAUCGAAAGACUCAAGUUCUGGCACUUUGAACCAUCCAACGGCGACGACGCGACACCGGAAGAGCAGCACAAGGAGUUCCUCUCCAAACUUGUGACAUGGUUGUUGUACGCUUGCAACUACCAACGGUCCGAGCUAGAGAGACAGAACCAGGAACUGCCGCAACAGUACCAGGAUCUGAAGACACAACACCAGGAGUUGGCGAACCUCCACCGGAUGGUGCAGAGUCACGAGGAUGCUACACGGGCACUCAAUUCCCGUGUACUAGACCUGGAGCAAGCUGUACCAGGACCAGAUGGUGGUGAGUCCAGCAAUGCACCCUCUCACCGCCAACUGGAGCAACGCGUCAACCACGUCGUCGCAAUGUUCGGCGACAUCAGCACUUUCGCUGCGCCGACCACCAUCAGCAAUCAGCUGGAUACUUUGAAGACCGAGGUCCAGCAACUGCAGUCGACGAACACGGAUGGCAACAAUCCAAAGCAAUACAAAAUGCCAACUUUUCAACUUGAGAAGUUCGACGACUACACGCAUCAGGACCCGGUGCUCUGGUGGGAAGCUUUCACGACUCAACUUCGGAUUCUGCCUGUCGCCAAGCACGCGUACAUCGGCGCCCUGUUCAUGAACUUAAAGGGCGGAUGCCAGAUCUGGUUAACCCACCUGGCAGCCACCCAYGGCGUCGACGUCGCAGAUCUGAAGGACAAGGUCUCAUGGGAAGAAUUAACACGGCUGUGGAAGAAGCGGUUCAUCGUCGACGACGCACCAACACUUGCCAUCAACCGUCUCUUCACCAUGACUCAAGGCAACACAGCAACACGUGACUGGCUCACGGAAUGGCAGAAGAUCGCGGCAACGCCCGAUCUUGACUUACCAUUUGCGCAUUUGCGCCGUGAGCUUUACAACAGGUCAUGCGCUGCAUUGAGCCAGGCACUUGGUGAUCGCGAGCAGUAUGCAACUUUCGUCGAUAUUAUUGACAAGGCGAGAGAGAUCAUUAAGACCAACUGGGCGGCGACACACGAGAAGUCAACGUGGCAGCCAACCUAUGUGGAGAAGGUGAGAACUGGUCCGCGACAACAGCAGUUCGCUGCAGUCCAAUUGAACAACACUGUGGAAGACCCGACAGCCACCCAAGCGUCACGUGAGGGAGAUCAGGUGGCUGCUGUCCAGCCGCGAAGCAACAACAAACCUCGAGUGAACGGGAAGGCGAAACCAGCAUCGCAGGCCGGAAACGGACAGCCGGCACCACCAUGGGUCAAGUUCAACUUGACCGAGGCCGAGUACAAGUACCGCAACCGUUACGGCUGCUGUUACUGGUGCAACAACACCAAGCACAAGACCUCCCUUUGCCAGGAUCAGGCCAAGGAGGAUGUGCGGCCUCCUUUGCCGCCAUCUACCGCUGGGGAUUCAACGUCAUGGUCAAGACUUGAAGAGCUCGACCCGUUGACAUUUGCGGACUUCCAAUGGAUGCCCCUUCCCCGGUCUGGUCGAUUGCCGAAACCGCAUUGCAACGUGCUCAAGGCACAAUUGCGGGAUUACUUGCACACUGCAGUACCGACUCCGUUGAUGGACGCCGGAGUAGAGGUUGUCGACCUUCACGCCUACAUUGCGAAGAUCGACCGCGAGUUCAAGACUCAAUGGUACGACGACAUCGACGCACCAUUGCUAUAUGUACGCAUUCAGAUCGGAGAGGCGACCUGCAACGCUUUGAUCGAUUGCGGAGCAUCUCGCAACUACAUGAGUCAGGACUUCAUGGUACGCGUCGGCCUUGGCCCACGAGUCCGAAGGAAGUCCCAGCCCAUGCAAGUCACGUUGGCGGACGGUCACACGCACAAGUCAAUCGACCGGUGCAUUGAUGACGUCCCAGUGUACUUUGCCCCUCACGCAAGUGAGGCGGUGUCCUUUGACAUUCUGGACACCAAAUUCGACAUGAUCUUGGGCAUGUCAUGGUUGCGAAGCGAGGAUCACCCGGUGAACUUCUACCGCCGCAACGUUCAUGUUCGUGAUCGGAAUGGAGUACUAGUCCCAUGCACGGUAGCUCCUCCUCACCCUUCAGUCAGCUGGCACGUGGUAUCCGCCGCAAGCAUGCGAGCGUCGAUCAUCAGAGACGACAUCGAGGAGAUGGGGGUGUGUUUUCUCCACGCCCUCCCGCCCCAUGACGCUUCACCGACGGACUCAUUUUCGGAUCCACGCAUCACCGAGCUUCUCGACGCCUACAGCGACGUGUUCGAAGGCCCGCACGGAGUAACGAUCAGGAACGCCGGCCCUCUCUCACGCAUCGACGAUCUUCUCGAGCGACCGGGCGGCACCAAGUUCUUCUCCAAGCUCGAUCUCAAGGCAGGAUAUCACCAACUCGAGAUUCGCAAGGAGGACCGCUACAAGACCGCGUUUAAGACGCGAUAUGGGCAUUUCGAAUGGCUGGUCAUGCCAUUUGGCCUUACGAAUGCCCCGACCACUUUCCAAGCGGCUAUGACAACGGAGUUCCGACACAUGCUGGAUCGAUACGUACUUAUCUACCUCGAUGACAUCUUGGUGUACAGCCGGAGUUUGGAGGAGCAUGUGGAACACCUGCGCACCGUUUUGGAGCGGCUACGACAAGCCAAGUACAAAGCCAACUGCGACAAGUGCGAAUUCGCGCGACAGGAGCUGGAGUACUUGGGACAUUAUGUGACGCCGCAAGGCAUCCGUCCGCUUGCGGACAAGAUCGAGGCCCUACGAGUAUGGCCCGAGCCCACCAACACCACGGACGUUCGUUCAUUCAUGAGAUUGGCGGGCUACUAUCAGCGAUUCAUCACCGGAUACUCGAGGAUUGCUGCACCUAUGACGAGAUUACAAUCGCCAAAGGUGCCAUUCGUAUUCGAUGACGACGCACGCCGGUCAUUCCAAGCACGUAAGAAGACUAUGCUCAUGGCACCCGUCCUUAGCAUCUAUGACCCCACCCCGCCGACGAGAGUGACUACGGACGCUUCCGGCUAUGGCAUUGGGGCAGUCUUGGAACAACACGACGGCGACGACUGGCACCCUGUGGAGUAUUUCAGCCACAAAGCGCCUCCCAUCGACUCGCUUGAUGAUGCAAGGAAGAAGGAGUUGCUCGCAUUCGUCAUGGCUCUCAAGCGAUGGCAGCACUUCCUCCUUGGGCGUCGUAGGUUCAUAUGGGUUACGAGCAACAAUCCAUUGACCUACUACAAGACGCAGGACACGGUGAGCAGCACGAUCGGACAAUGGAUGUACUUCAUCGACCAAUUUGACUUCACACCGAAACAUCUUCCCGGCCUCUCAAAUUGCGUAGCAGAUGCACUCUCGCGAAGACCUGAUCUUUGCGCUAUGACACAUCAUGCCUUCGCAUUUGACGAGGAGCUUCAACGACACUUCAUCAGGGGCUACAAGUCCGAUCCAGAUUUCGCCACGCUAUAUGCGCAGCUAUCUUCGGAUCACCCACCGGCCAGCCACUAUCGCAUCGCCGAUGGUGACACGUCAGCACUGCCACGUGAGCAACAGUGCCAUGUCAGCAGUGCCACGUCACAGUGCCACGUAAGCAACAGUGUCACGUCAGCAGUGCCACGUCACAGUGUCACGUAAGCAACAGUGCCACGUCAGCAGCGCCACGUUACAGUGACACGUCA